Molecule: messenger RNA, 1213 nt
Organism: Myotis brandtii (Brandt's bat)
Lineage: Eukaryota; Metazoa; Chordata; Mammalia; Chiroptera; Vespertilionidae
Product: cytochrome P450 2A13-like
Exons: 8
Biological process (GO): coumarin metabolic process; xenobiotic metabolic process
Cellular component (GO): intracellular membrane-bounded organelle; cytoplasm
Molecular function (GO): iron ion binding; oxidoreductase activity, acting on paired donors, with incorporation or reduction of molecular oxygen, reduced flavin or flavoprotein as one donor, and incorporation of one atom of oxygen; heme binding
Source: RefSeq, a predicted model, not a curated record
UCUCCCAGGUAGUAUAAAGACAAGCUGUCCCAGCCAUCACCUUGUGACUCUCACUCUCAAUGCCACCAUGCUGGCCUCAGGGCUGCUUCUGGUGGCUUUGCUGUCCUGCCUGACAAUAAUGGUCUUGAUGUCUGUCUGGCGGCAAAGGAAGUUCUGGGGAAAGCUACCUCCUGGUCCCCGAGCGCUGCCCUUCAUCGGGAACUACUUGCAGCUGAACACAGAGCAGAUGUACAACUCCCUCAUGAAGAUCAGCGAGUGCUAUGGUCCCGUGUUCACCAUCCACCUGGGCACUCGGAGGAUCGUGGUGCUGUGUGGACAUGAGGCUGUAAAGGAGGCUCUGGUGGACCAGGCUGAGGAAUUCAGUGGGCGAGGCGAGCAGGCCACCUUUGACUGGCUCUUCAAAGGCUAUGGUGAGGGGGACUCUGGGAGGGGGAAUGUGGUCAAGCAGACUUGAAGGCCUCAGUGUCCCAGCAUUCUUCUCCCAACUCACCACCCACUCAAGGCUGAGGCAGAGCCCUUCCUCGGUCUCCUCUGUCCCGUUCUGUUUAUCCCUGUGUCCCCUCUAACUUGUCUUAGUGCCUUUACCGGUGACUCCUUUGCCCCGAGACAGGCCCCACUCCCUUCAGGUGACGUCCACCGACAGCUGUCCUUCCCUUUCCUUCUCCCCCCUCAGCUCUAUGAGAUGUUCUCCUCAGUGAUGAAACACCUGCCGGGGCCACAGCAGCAGGCCUUUAAGGAGCUCCAGGGGCUGGAGGACUUUAUAGCCAAGAAGGUGGAGCAGAACCAACGUACACUGGAUCCCAACUCCCCUCGGGACUUUAUUGACUCCUUCCUCAUCCGCAUGCAGGAGGAGCAAAAGCACCCCAACUCUGAGUUCCACAUGAAGAACCUGGUAAUGACCACGCUGAACCUUUUCUUUGCGGGCACCGAGACGGUCAGCACGACCCUGCGUUAUGGUUUCCUGUUGCUCAUGAAGCACCCAGAUGUGGAGGCCAAGGUCCAUGAGGAGAUUGACCGGGUGAUUGGCAAAAACCGUCAGCCCAAGUUCGAAGACCGGGCCAAGAUGCCCUACACAGAGGCGGUGAUCCAUGAGAUCCAGAGAUUCGGAGACAUGAUCCCCAUGGGUGUGGCCCGAAGAGUCACCAAGGACACCAAGUUUCGGAACUUCCUCCUCCCUAAGGUCACUGAAGUUUUUCCUGUGCUGGGCAUCUAA